AUGAACACUAUGUGGAGUUCUACGAGGAGCACAGUCAUAUUGCCAGUUUUCAAGUGUUUAGUGGCUAUGUGUUUGAUCAUCUCACUCUUAGUGUUCAUAGAGAGUGUUUACAUGAACCUUGUAGUACUGUACGUCAAGUUGUUUAAACGCAAACCUGAGAAAGUCUACAAAUGGGAGCCAAUGCAAGAAGAUAUGGAGCUAGGUCAUCAAAACUACCCAAUGGUCCUUAUUCAAAUCCCAAUGUACAACGAACGAAAGGUCUUUGAGUUAUCUAUAGGUGCUGCAUGCAGACUAGUAUGGCCAUCGGACCGCCUAAUCAUUCAAGUUUUAGAUGACUCCACCGAUCCAUCCAUAAUGGAACUGGUGAGCAUUGAAUGUGCAAAAUGGGCAACAAAAGGCCUAAACAUAAAGUAUGAGAGACGAGACAACAGAAAUGGCUACAAAGCUGGAGCUCUUAAACACGCCAUGACACAUAGCUAUGUCAAGCAAUGCGACUAUCUGGCCAUCUUUGAUGCUGAUUUCCAGCCCGAGCCCGAUUACCUUCAACGCGCUAUCCCAUUUCUUAUCCACAACCCUAAGCUCGCUCUCGUCCAAGCCCGAUGGAGAUUUGUGAACGCGGACACAUGCUUGUUGACGAGGAUGCAAGAGAUGUCUCUCAACUACCAUUUCAUGGCCGAGCAAGAAUCUGGAUCUACAAGACAUGCUUUCUUUGGCUUUAAUGGAACGGCUGGAGUAUGGAGAAUGGCAGCGAUGGAAGAAGCCGGAGGAUGGAAAGACCGGACCACCGUAGAGGACAUGGACUUGGCCGUUCGUGUUGGUCUUCUCGACUGGAAAUUUGUGUUCAUCAAUGAUCUCGAGGUGAAAAGUGAGCUACCAAGUCAAUUUAAGGCCUUUAGAUUCCAGCAACACCGUUGGUCUUGUGGUCCAGCCAAUCUCUUCAGGAAAAUGAUAAUGGAAAUUGUUCACAAUAAGAGAGUGAAGAUUUGGAAGAAGUUUUAUCUGAUUUACAGCUUCUUUUUCCUGAGGAAAGUCUUAGUCCAUUUCUUCACUUUCUUCUUCUACUGUGUCAUUCUUCCAACAAGCGUCUUCCUUCCUGAAAUCAAUAUUCCGAUUUGGUUAACUAUGUACGUUCCUUCUGUCAUCGCCCUCUUGGGUGUCAUCGCCACUCCAAGAUCAUUCUACCUCGUGAUUUUUUGGGUAUUGUUUGAGAAUGUAAUGGCUAUGCACCGUACCAAAGGAACUUUAAUCGGCUUAUUUGAAGGAGUAAGAGUCAAUGAAUGGGUAGUCACCGAAAAAGUAGGAGAUGCUCUUAAGACUGAGCUACUUCCCAAGCCUCGCAAUGGCCUUCUCCAAAGAAUAAACUCAAAGGAGUUGAUGAUGGCCUUAUACCUAUUGUCUUGUGCUUUCUACGACCUUUCUUUUGGGAACGGAUUUUUAUACAUAUUUCUCUUCAUGCAAGCCAUUGCUUUCUUCACCUCCGGAGUUGGCUUUGUUGGAACUUAA
Molecule: messenger RNA, 1503 nt
Organism: Arabis nemorensis
Lineage: Eukaryota; Viridiplantae; Streptophyta; Magnoliopsida; Brassicales; Brassicaceae
Source: the annotation of a GenBank genome assembly